Molecule: messenger RNA, 4020 nt
Organism: Penicillium lagena
Lineage: Eukaryota; Fungi; Ascomycota; Eurotiomycetes; Eurotiales; Aspergillaceae
Product: putative ABC transporter
Exons: 2
Coding region: 1-4020 (1339 amino acids)
Biological process (GO): transmembrane transport
Cellular component (GO): membrane
Molecular function (GO): ABC-type transporter activity; ATP hydrolysis activity; ATP binding
Source: RefSeq, a predicted model, not a curated record
AUGGGCGGCGUCAAGACGUUCAUUAAGACUUUUCCGGAUGCGAUCAUCGACUUCUUCAACCUCCCAGAAACGAUCAUGCAUCUCUGCGGAUAUGGUCAGAAAGGCAAAGAAUACAAUAUCUUGGAAGGCUUCCGGGGUCUCACACGUCCAGGGGAGAUGGUCUUGGUUCUGGGGCGCCCGGGUUCAGGCUGUACAACGUUUCUGAAGGUGAUUGCCAACCAGCGUUUUGGAUAUUCUGGAGUCGACGGCGAGGUUCUUUACGGACCUUUUGAGUCCGAGACUUUUGCGAAGCGGUUCCGGGGAGAAGCCGUGUACAACCAGGAGGAUGAUAUCCACCAGCCAACUCUGACCGUUAAGCAAACUCUGGGGUUUGCAUUGGAUACGAAAACCCCGAGAAAGCGGCCGAUGGGCGUUUCCAAGUCGGAGUUUAAGGAAAAGGUCAUCAACAUGCUGCUGAGAAUGUUCAACAUCGAGCAUACCGCCAACACUGUCAUUGGUAACCAGUUUAUCCGUGGUGUCUCGGGCGGCGAACGACGUCGCGUCAGUAUUGCUGAAAUGAUGAUCACGUCUGGAACGGUGCUGGCCUGGGAUAAUAGCACUCGUGGCCUUGAUGCGUCGACUGCGCUUGACUUCGCUAAGUCUCUACGUAUCUUGACAAAUAUCUACAAGACCACCACGUUUGUGUCACUGUACCAGGCUUCAGAGAAUAUCUAUAAGCAAUUUGACAAAGUGCUUUUGAUUGACAGCGGUCGCCAGGUAUACUUUGGCCCUGCGAGCGAAGCUCGAGCAUAUCUCGAGGGCCUUGGAUUUCGAGAAAAGCCUCGUCAAACUACUCCUGACUAUCUGACCGGGUGUACAGACCCAUUUGAGAGAGAGUUCAAAGAUGGUAGGAGCACGGAGGAUGUUCCAUCAACUCCGGCAGCACUAGUUGAGGCAUUUGACAAGUCUAUCUACAGCCGGAGACUGGAUGAAGAGAUGCAGUCGUACCGCAAUCAAGUCCAACAGGAAAAACAAAUCUACGAUGACUUUGAGAUCGCAAAUCGGGAGGCAAAGCGCAAGUUCACCUCUGCGUCAUCUGUGUAUUCAAUUCCUCUCCAUCUCCAGAUUUGGGCAUUGAUGCAACGUCAGUUUUUGAUCAAAUGGCAAGACAGAUUCGCACAAACUGUAUCUUGGAUCACGUCUACUGGUGUAGCUAUCAUUCUGGGUACAGUUUGGCUCAAGUUGCCAGAAACCAGCUCCGGUGCCUUUACUCGGGGUGGCCUUCUGUUCAUCAGUUUGCUGUUCAAUGGCUUCCAGGCAUUCGCGGAAUUAGGAGGGACCAUGAUCGGCCGCUCCAUCGUCAACAAACACCGGUCAUUCACUUUCUACAGACCAAGCGCUCUCUUCAUUGCGCAGAUUAUUGUCGACACCAGCUUCGCCAUCGUCCGAAUUCUGCUUUUCAGUGUCAUCGUAUACUUCAUGUGUGGCCUGGUCCUUGAUGCUGGAGCUUUCUUUAUCUUUGUCCUGAUUAUCCUUACUGGUUAUGUUUGCAUGACCGUGUUUUUCAGAACAAUUGGCUGUCUGUGUCCUGACUUCGACUACGCCAUAAAAUUCGCCUCUGUCAUUAUCACACUCUUUGUCUUGACUUCGGGCUAUUUGAUCCAGUGGUCCGGUGCACAAGUGUGGCUCAGGUGGAUAUACUACAUCAACCCCUUCGGACUGGGCUUUGCAGCCUUGAUGGUCAACGAAUUCAGUCGCUUAACAAUGACCUGCACCGAGCAAUCUUUAAUCCCUAAUGGGCCUGGAUAUGGCAACAUUGCUCAUCAAGCCUGUACUCUGGCGGGAGGCAAGCCUGGUUCGCCAAUCAUUCCAGGCUCCAGCUACAUCGCGCAAACAUUCAGCUAUCUCACGGGAGACCUCUGGCGAAAUUUCGGGAUCAUGCUCGCGCUCAUCGUCGGUUUCCUUGCAGCAAAUCUGUAUUUCGGUGAGACCGUUCAGUUCGAGGCAGGCGGAAAGACGAUUACGUUCUUCCAGAAAGAGAACAAGGAGCGCAAAGAACUGAAUGAGGCCUUGAUGGAAAGGAAAGCCAAUCGCCAAUCAAAGGCUGUCGAAACGGGCGAGAAUUUGAAAAUCUUGUCAGAGUCAGUGUUCACUUGGGAAGAUGUUAAUUACGAAGUUCCGGUGCCAUCGGGGACCCGACAACUCUUGAAUUCCGUUUAUGGAUAUGUUCAGCCCGGGAAGCUUACUGCUUUGAUGGGUGCGUCAGGUGCGGGGAAGACAACAUUGUUGGAUGUACUAGCAGCCCGGAAAAACAUUGGCGUGGUGUCAGGCGAUAUUUUGGUUGACGGAAAGCCCCCCGGGACAUCUUUUCAGAGAGGCACAUCUUAUGCCGAGCAGCUGGAUGUCCACGAGCCGAUGCAGACUGUGCGAGAGGCGUUAAGAUUCUCUGCUGACCUUCGUCAGUCCUUUGAGACACCCCAGUCCGAAAAAUAUGCAUAUGUGGAAGAAAUCAUUACGCUUCUCGAGUUGGAGAGCCUCGCAGACGCAAUUAUCGGGACACCUGAGACUGGACUGUCAGUUGAAGAACGAAAGCGUGUCACCAUCGGUGUAGAAUUGGCUGCCAAACCGGAGCUUCUGCUCUUCUUGGAUGAGCCAACUUCUGGCCUGGAUGGCCAGUCUGCUUUCAACAUCGUUCGUUUCCUCCGCAAACUUGCUGCCGCUGGCCAGGCUAUUCUCUGUACCAUCCACCAGCCGAACUCGGCAUUGUUCCAGAACUUUGACCGGUUGUUGCUCCUCCAGCAUGGAGGCGAGUGUGUCUACUUUGGCGAAAUCGGACAUGAUUCACAAGUUUUGCUGGAAUACUUCCGACGCCAUGGUGCCGACUGUCCAGCAGAUGCCAACCCAGCGGAAUGGAUGCUCGACGCCAUCGGGGCUGGCCAAACCCGUCGGAUUGGAGAUCGUGACUGGGGUGAUAUCUGGCGUACUUCCCCCGAACUGCAGCAACUCAAAAAGGAUAUUCUCCAGAUUAAAAAAGCCCGGAGCCAGGCAGUGCAACAGAUUCAAACCCAAGAUACCAUUGAAACGGAAUAUGCCUCGCCGCUCUGGCAUCAAAUCAAGGUGGUUGGCCGACGCACAAACCUUGCUUUUUGGCGCUCGAGGAACUACGGGUUUACUCGCCUGUUCACACACGUGGUGAUUGCAGUGAUUACUGGGCUUGCAUUCCUACAGUUAGAUGACUCGCGUUCAUCGCUACAGUAUCGGAUUUUCGUCAUUUUCAAUGUGACUGUGCUCCCAGCGAUCAUUUUGCAGCAGGUCGAGCCACGGUACGAUAUGGCGCGCUUGAUCUUCUACCGAGAAUCGGCUUCCAAGACCUAUGGUCAAUUCGCCUUCGCGCUCUCCAUGAUCGUUGCUGAACUUCCAUACAGCAUCUUGUGCGCAGUAUGCUUCUUCUUGCCUCUGUACUACAUUCCAGGCUUCCAGUCCGCUACCAGUCGAGCUGGCUACCAAUUCCUUAUGGUACUCAUCACCGAGAUCUUCGCCGUGACUCUGGGCCAAAUGAUUUCAGCCUUGACUCCAAACAGCUUUAUUGCCUCUCAGCUGAACCCGCCCAUCGUGAUCAUCUUCUCGCUCUUCUGCGGUGUCGCAAUCCCCAAGCCUCAGAUGCCUGGCUUCUGGCGCGCCUGGCUGUAUCAGCUUGACCCGUUCACCCGUCUCAUUGGGGGUAUGGUGGUAACAGAGCUUCAUGGGCGCGAGGUCGUCUGCACAAAAAGCGAGUACAAUCAAUUCCAGGCACCAUCGAACGAGACGUGUGAGGAAUAUAUGAAGCCAUUUUUCGAGCGCGGGGGACCUGGCUAUAUUCUCAACAACGCGACACAGGCUUGCGAGUAUUGCGCUUACAAGAUCGGAGACCAGUUUUACUCGAAUUUCAGCAUGUCUUUCAGCAAUCGCUGGCGGGAUCUGGGUAUUUUCAUGGCGUUCAUUGGAUCUAAUCUCAUUAUCUUAUUCCUGGCGUCUCGGUUCUUCAACUUCAACCGAAGAUAA